GACCAAUUAAUACCCGUGUUUGUUUCGUUGAAACUUGUUCACAUUUAACAUAGAGCAAUCCAAGAACCAUAAUUGAGAAGCGAUCUAGGAGGCUGAUGUCCUGGAAUCUUAUUAUAUUUUCUGGUAUCUAUGUUUUUUGGUGUUUUUUAAUUUAGGUGGGUGAUUUUGAAGAGACGAUAAAGGUAUUUUAAGAAAUGCAUGGGGUGUGAUUGAAAAACUGAAAAAUGAAAAAUGAAAAAUGAAAAAUGAAAACCUGCAAGGGUUUAACUAUGCAAAUGCUUUAAACUUGGAUGGAGGACUGAGAGAUUUAGGAAGUUUCCUGCUCAUGAGUUUGGAUUAAAAUAAAGUGAGGAGAGAAGUUUCCAUGAAGCAAAACUUGAAGUCAUAAAUAAAAAAACAAACAAAAACUACAAGACAAGUAGUGGGUGGGAGGAUUUAUAUAUGUUCCACAGUUGUCCCUUAUUUUACAUUCAAUUCAAUAUCCUCAACAAUAAUUUGGCAUUCUCUUGGCUUCCAGCAGUAUCACCCAAAGCAGCAGCGACUCCUCAACUCCAAUCAUGACAUUGUUGGAAAGGAAGAAAUAUGACGUGUUUGUGAGUUUCUGUGGUGAUGACACACGUAACAAAUUCACUGAUCAUCUUUUUGGUGCCCUCCGAAGAAAAAACAUUGCUGCAUUCAGGGAUAAUAGACAUCUCAACAGUGGUGCAUCCAUAGAACCCGCACUCUUUCGUGCAAUUGAAGUCUCUCAGAUUUUCAUCGUGGUCUUGUCUAAGAGUUAUGCUUCCUCAACUUGGUGCUUGCGUGAAUUGGUAUACAUCCUUCUUCACUGCAGUCAACCAUCAGAAAAACGUGUUCGGACUGUUUUCUAUGAUGUCAAUCCAUCUGAGGUACGAAAGCAAAGUGGGAGUUAUGCUAAAGCCUUUGCCAAACAUGAAGAAAAUUUCGGUCAGGAUCAUGUGAAAGUUCGACAAUGGAGGGAAGCUCUCACACAAGCAGGCAACAUCUCUGGAUGUGAUCUAGGUAAUAAGCCAGAAAAUGAAGAGAUUGAAACUAUUGUUAAAGAGAUAGUGGAGACGUUUGGUUACAAAUUUUCAUAUCUUCCAAAUGAUUUAGUUGGAAUGCUUCCUCCUAUAGAAGAAUUGGAAAAGUGCUUACUUUUGGACUCCGUUGAUAAGGUCCUGGCCGUUGGAAUUUGUGGGAUGAGUGGAGUUGGGAAGACAACUCUUGCUUCUGUUUUAUAUUGCAACAAGAAAAACUCACCUCAAUUCGAUGCAUGCUGUUUUAUUGAUGAUGUAAGCAAAAAAUUUAGAUAUUACGGUCCAGUUGGUGCACAAAAGCAAAUUCUACAUCAAACUCUAGGUGAAGAACACAUUCAGAUAUACAAUAUGUAUGAUGCAGCUAAUUUGAUACAAAGUAGACUAUCUCGUUGUAGGGCUCUUAUAAUUUUUGAUAAUGUUGAUGACAGCGAACAAUUGGAGAAACUAGCUGUGACUCGUAAAUCAUUAGCUGCAGGGAGCAGAAUCAUUAUAGUUUGUAGAGAUGCUCAUAUCUUGGAAGAGUAUGGAGUGGACGCACUUUACAAAGUUCCAUUCUUGAAUGAGACAAACUCUCUUCAAUUAUUCUGUCGAAAAGCUUUCAAGUGUGAUAAUAUUAAGAGUGAUAGUUAUGAGGAGAUGACAUAUGACAUGUUAAAUUAUGCCAAUGGCCUACCACUAGUGAUAAAAGUGUUAAGUUCAUUUUUGUACAAUCGAAGUAUCUCUGAAUGGCGAAGUGCAUUGGCUAGAUUGGGAGAAAGUCCAAACAAAAAUAUUAUGGAUGCCCUACAGUUUGGUUUUUAUGGGCUAGAGAAAACAGAAUUUGAAAUAUUUCUUGACAUCGCUUGUUUUUUCAAUGGGCGUGAGGAAAAAUUUGUUAAAAAUGUUUUAAAUUGUUGUGGAUUUCAUCCUGAUAUUGGAUUAAGAGUUCUUGUUGAUAAAUCACUUAUAAGAAUUUCAGAUGAAAAUAAGAUUGAAAUGCAUGGUGUGUUUGAAGAGCUGGGCAGAAGAAUUGUUCAAGAAAAUUCAACUAAAGUGGCUAGGCAGUGGAGUAUAUUGUGGCUCCAUAAAUAUUGCUAUGAUGUUAUGUCAGAGAAUAUGGAAAAGAAUGUUGAAGCCAUAGUUUUGAAUGGAAAUGAGAGAGAUACAGAAGAAUUGAUGGUUGAGGCAUUGUCAAAUAUGAGCCGUCUUAGAUUACUUAUACUCAAAGAUGUUAAAUGUUUAGGAAGACUCGACAAUCUUUCUAACCAAUUAAGGUACGUUGCAUGGAAUGGAUAUCCUUUCAUGUAUUUGCCAUCAAAUUUUCGGCCCAAUCAACUUGUUGAAUUGAUCAUGGUGGAUAGCAGCAUCAAACAACUCUGGGAAGGCAAGAAGAAUCUGCCCAAUUUGAGGACUCUUGAUCUAAGCUACUCUACAAAUUUAAUCAAGAUGCUAGAUUUUGGAGAGGUCCCAAAUCUUGAGCGGUUAAACCUUGAAGGAUGUGUAAAACUUGUGGAGAUGGAUCUAUUUAUUUGUCUUCCAAAGAAGCUUGUUUUCUUGAAUUUGAAAAAUUGUAGAAGUCUCAUAUCCAUACCCAAUGGCAUAUCUGGUCUCAAUUCUCUUGAAUAUUUAAAUCUUUGCGGUUGUUCCAAAGCGUUAAACAAUCUAAGGCAUUUGGAGUGGCCUUCUUUGGCUAGCUUAUGUUGUUUACGUGAAGUUGAUAUUAGUUUUUGCAACCUAAGCCAUCUCCCUGGAGACAUUGAAGAUCUAAGUUGUGUAGAAAGAUUUAAUUUAGGCGGAAACAAAUUUGUGACGCUACCUGGUUUCACUCUGCUUUCAAAACUUGAAUAUUUGAACUUGGAGCAUUGCUUGAUGUUGACAUCUUUGCCUGAGCUUCCUUCACCUGCUGCUAUCAAGCACGAUGAAUAUUGGAGUGCGGGAAUGUAUAUUUUCAACUGUUCUGAAUUAGAUGAGAAUGAGACUAAACGCUGCAGUAGAUUGACUUUUUCAUGGAUGCUGCAAUUCAUUCUAGCAAACCAAGAAUCAUCUGCCUCCUUUCGUUCGAUUGAAAUUGUUAUUCCAGGCAGUGAAAUACCAAGCUGGUUCAACAAUCAAAGAGAGGAUGGAUCAAUAUGCAUAAAUCCAUCCCUCAUUAUGCGUGACAGUAAUGUCAUUGGCAUUGCUUGUUGUGUAGUGUUUUCUGCGGCACCUCAUGGUCUAAUUUCAACAACAAAUGGACAGAAACCUGUCUUAUAUCUAAGUUUUCAUAGAGGUGACUUUGAGCUUCAUUUUAGCAUUCUAGUAAAUGCAAAUCCUAUUAUCUCAAGUCACAUGUGGCUAACCUAUUUCACUAGGGAAUCAUUCUUUGAUAUUCUGAAAGAUAUAGGCAAUAGAGCUGACGAUUGUAUCAGUAUGGAAGCUUUCAUUGUAGAUGGCGAAGGUUUGGAAGUGAAGAGUUGCGGGUAUCGUUGGGUAUUUAAGCAGGAUCUGCAAGAGUUCAACUUAAUAACGAUGCAAGCAGAAAAUCAUUAGAGUCCAACUUAAUAUCGUUGCUCGAUUUUACUUAACUCCAUUUACUCCUUUUUAAUACACAGAUGACUGUCAUGUGGAAAAAAUAAAUAAGGGUUGUAAUUAAAAGAAUUAAUAGAGUAUUCUUUGAUACACCAGUACACUUCCAUCUUCUCUCCUCAUCUUCUUCACUGCCGCAUCUACCUCUUUCUCCUCCUCCUUUGUCGCCACAAAAAAGUCAUGGAACUAGUAAUAAAAUUAAAUACUUCCGUCGCCACAAAUUGUGUAUAUAUAACUUCAUCGAUUUGUGAAAUUUCAUGGAACUAGCUUUGAUUUUUACCUUGUUUUUAGUUAGAUGUUCAAAUUAUGCAACCUUAAAUAGGACUUGAACUGGUAUACGAUGAGUUACACUCGAACGUGAACAUUCAAUUUAUGCUGGUAUAUGGUAUAAGGGAAUAUAAAAAGUUAAAUUUUGAUAUUUGUGUAUUCAUGAUUCUUUUAAUUUAUGCUGGUAUAUGGCAUGAAGUAGAUUGAGGGCGGCGGUGGCGACGAAGGAGGAGGAGAAAGAGGUGGAGGGACACCGAAGAAGAUGGGAGAGAAAAUGAAAGUGUACUGGUGUAUGAAAAAAUACUAUAUUAAUUCUUUUAAUUAUAACCCUUGGAUUUAUUUUUUCCACAUAACUGUCAUCUGUGUAUUAAAAAUGAGUAUAUGGAGUUAAGUAAAAUGGAGCAAAGAUGGACUCGGAUUUUGAAGUGAGGUGAAGAAGGGAGGAAAAAAGGAAAGCGCUAUGUGCACUUCUGUUUUGUUUUGAUUUACAUGUAUUUCUUGCUUUUGUUUUUGUUUUUUUUAAAAUAAGGUAUGCCACAUGGCACUACCCAAUUGAUCGAAAGGCAGGUGCCAUUGGCGCCUUAAAGGCACUGAAAUGCUCCCCUCCCUUCGUCCCAUAUUAGAUGACCUAG
This is a messenger RNA of Medicago truncatula (barrel medic), 4480 nucleotides long. RefSeq names its product disease resistance protein RUN1. Gene Ontology annotation, biological process: signal transduction; defense response. The transcript is spliced from 4 exons. Gene Ontology annotation, molecular function: ADP binding. The record is from RefSeq and is a predicted model, not a curated record. Lineage: Eukaryota; Viridiplantae; Streptophyta; Magnoliopsida; Fabales; Fabaceae. Bases 558 to 3545 code for a protein of 995 amino acids.